Rotaria socialis is the source of this 3231-nucleotide messenger RNA. The record is from the annotation of a GenBank genome assembly. NCBI's taxonomy places the organism in Eukaryota, Metazoa, Rotifera, Eurotatoria, Philodinida, Philodinidae.
AUGGACGAUCUACGUUUUCGUUGGUUAAAGGAUUCUAUUUAUACGAUAUUAAAUAUUAAUGAAGUUGAUCCAGCUUUUGAAGAUUUUUUGGAGGGCGAAGAUGGUGCGCAUGAAUUAAUGAUUGCGAAAUUUCUUAAUCAAGCUGAUUCAAAUGUUGAUGAUGAAAAUGCUUUACUAUUCUACAAAGAAGUAUUCGAAGAACUACGCGAAGAGCAAGUUGAAAUAACCGAAGAAGAAUGGAUUGAAGAACAACUUGCGAUGAAUCCUGAUUUCGAUCCCAAUGAAGAAGGAACAGUGACAAAUAUUGGAAGUGAUGAACAGCAAUCAUCAGCUGUAAAUGAUGCAGCACCAGCAGUUCCAAAUGGAACCUCAGAUAAUGUUGAACAAACAGGUGAUGGAGCCAAUGGAGAGGAUGGAAAUAAAACGCCUGAAGAAAAACAAAAACCAAAACGAUUUCGAAAUGAACUUGUUAAAUAUCUUCGUACACUCCUUUAUACAUGUCGUGAUUUUUAUCCAUCAAAUUUAAGUAAAAAGAAUUGUGUCUAUUUUUUACGUACCACAUCAGGAACAGUACAUACACCGUCAUCAAUAGAAGAUGCUGAUAAAACCAUGGUUAAAUAUUUUGAUUAUGGUUUAUUGAAUGGACAUACACUCCAUUUACUUGCUAAUACACUGAAUAAAGUUUAUAAUCCAUUAUUAACAUAUCAAAAUGAUAUUGAAGAGCCCGAUGUGAGUGAGAAACAUCGAGCUUCAUCAUCGAAGAGCGGAAGUAAAAAAGGUGACGGCCCAACAGAAAAAGAAUCAGAAGAAACUGAAGAAGAAAAACGAAAUGAAAAACGUCGUCAACAUGAACUCGAAUUACGAGCUGUGUUACGUGAUGAAUUUUUGAUUCAAUUACAAAAAUUUCUUAAUCAAAUUGGUCUCACACUUCGUCAACUAGAAGGCGAAGUACGUCUUGAAUUACCACCACAAUUCGAUGUUACUAAACUUGUACGAUCAAAUAAAGAUGCAAUUGAACAUGCCGAAAGUGUUGUAUAUAAAUGGAACGGAGAAAUUCGCGAAGCACUUGAGCGUGAAUUGAAAAAAACACCACAAACAGCUGGCCCAUUAGGCGAAAUCGAUUGGUGGCGUGAACGAAAUAUUUCGUUGAGUAGUUUAUUUGAACAAACCAAACAGGAACAUGUUGAACAAGUACUUGAAAAACUUGAAACAGCAGAAAAUGCAGCACCAUCAUCAUUUCGUGAUACUCGAACUGAUCUAUCAAAAUAUUAUCUAGAAGCUAAAGACAAUGUCAAAUUUUUGUCAACACUUGAACGUCAUUUUAAAAAUGUAACACAUGGCGCAACAUUUCGUGUUGUUACUGAAACUAUACCAAAAAUGAUGAGUGCAUUACGUAUGGUUUGGAUUAUAUCUCGACAUUAUAACCGAGAUGAACGUAUGGUACCAUUAAUGGAACGUAUUGCUAAUCAAUUGUGUGAUCGUGUUGCACGUAGUAUUAAUGUUCGAACAUUAUUUAGUUAUCAACCUAGUGAAAUUAUUGAAAAAUGUACAGAAGCUAAAGACAUGUUAGAACGUUGGAAACAGGCUUAUUAUGAUGUUCGAGCUGAAAUUGAACAAUCUGGCCGUGAUUCACGAUGGGAAUUUGAUAAUAAACGUUUGUUUCGAUUAACUGAUCAUAUGGCUAUUAUUUGCAAUGAUUUCAUUGCAAUCGCAAAAGAACUUGAGCAAUUUUAUAAUAUAUUUACGCCUGAGCUUAAAUCUGUUACAGGAAAACCACAUAAAAUAAAUGAAAUUCUUGAUCGUGUACAUAAAGUUUUAGAAUUAAUUGAACAUGCUCCUUGCGAUCCAUUUCGUAUUGAAGAUCUUGAUAAAUGGAAAAUGGUAUCGGCCAAUUAUGGUCAACAAAUUGAAGAAAUCGAUGAACAAACAAAAAGUUUCAUUUCAGAAUCAUUUAAAAGCUUACGCUCGGCCGAAAGUGCAUUUGAUAUGUUAUUGAAAUUUGAAAAGAAUAAUACUCGUAUGACUAUUCAAGAUGAAAUGCACAAACGAUUCAAUGAUAUUUUACGACAAUAUGAUAAUGAAGUCACCGAGAUCAAUAGUAUCUUUCAACAUAGAAAAACAAAUCCACCUGUUAAUAAAAAUCAACCGCCUUUCUCUGGUGCUAUUGCUUGGAGUCGUUCAUUAUUUCGACGUAUUAAACAUACAAUGUUACGUUUACAUACAAAAGAAGCUUUGAUGCAAACAGAACUUGGCAAACAAAUUAAAGGCUACUAUCUUCGUGUAGCAAGGGAAAUGAAAGCAUUUGAAGAUGGAAAAUUCAAUGAAUGGAAAUUGCGUACAGAACAAAUUUUGCCAACAUUACAAAAACGAAAUGUUCUCAGAGAACUACCACCCGGAGAAAAUGAUAAUCCUCUUACACCUCGAUAUGCAAUCGAUUUCGAUCCACUACUUAAUGAAAUGAUGACUGAAGCCAGAUAUCUUGAACAAUUUGAUUAUAUUCUACCAGAAAAUAUUCGACAUUUAGCAUUAAGCGAAGAAAAAAUGAAACUAUUAUCGACACAACUAAAAAUCGUGCUCAAGAACUACCAUCGCCUUGUUGAAUCACUUGAGCCUCAUGAACAAUCAUUACUUGAAGAGAAUCUACGACAUUUGAAGCGUCAUAUGCAAACAGGAACUCAACGUCUACCGUGGACAUCAACUAAUCAUGAGAAAUUUAUAACUGUCAUAUCUGAACUUAUUUCCAAACUCGAUUCAACAAUAAAUCAAAUCAAAAAGAAUUCACAAGAUAUUCAUGUUUUUCUUGAUGAAAUACGUCAAUGUAAUCUUUUCCGUGAACCACCACCCAAUGUUGAUGGUUCGCUUGUUCAUUGCAAAGAGUACUUUGAAUCUGUUGAAAAUCGUCGACGACAAGAUGCAAUUGAGUUACAGAAAAAAUACAAACUUAUUGGUCCACUAAUAGCAAAAGUUGAAGGACUUGUUUUCAGUACAAACACAUCUCAAUCGCCUAAGAUGAAAGUUUAUUAUGCUUAUUGGGAAAGACAAAUAUUUUCAGCUUUAUCUGAUCUUGUCAUGGAGAAUUUGAAAUCAUUACGUGACACAUUAGAACAUGGUUCAAAACCAUUGUUUCAGGUAGAUGCUUUACUUGUUGUGCCUAAUGUAGCUAUGCAACCAAACCAAAAUGAAAUUAUGAAAUUAUUCGGUCAAUCAAUGCGAGAUUGUGUUGAGAUGUAA